UACUGCGCAGAGGUCGAAUCGAAUCGAGGCUGAGCCAGAGAACAGCACUGCUGGGGGAGUAGAAAGGAGACCAUCAACCAUGGCGAAGGGAGCUAAAACCUCUCAAAAAUCUAGCUCACCCUCAACUUCUGACUCUGCCCAAGUCACCGAAACACCUUCCACUCAGAGGAAAAUGGUUUUGAGGGUGAAAACAACCGAGGGGACUAAGAGGUCAGCAAGAUUAAGUGCUAUCAACCAGGAGGGAACGUUGGCUAGGUCAGUUCAGAAGUCAAAAGCCAAACACAAGAAGAUAAGUAGCAAAAUUGAUGCCAAGAAACCCAAGAAGCCACCAACGGCUUUCUUCUUCUUCUUGGAGGACUUUCGAAAGGUGUAUCAAGAGCAAAAUCCAGAUGUCAAAUCAAUGCGAGAUAUUGGAAAAGCAUGUGGAGUGAAGUGGAAAACAAUGACAUAUGAGGAAAAGGUUCAAUAUUAUGAUAUAGCCACAGAGAAACGAGCAGCAUUUGAUAGCGCCAUGGCGGAAUAUACGAAAAGAAAGGAAAGUGGUGAAGAAUCUGAAGAUGAAGAAACUGAGGAUGAUUCAGAGUUUGGGAAUGAGCUGAAAAUUUGAAAAGCAAUAAUACUUGCUCAUGUAGAGGCUUUAGUUAACAAGUUGUAUAUUGAUCUAUGGGACACAGGUUAUUUGUCUUCUCAAAACAAUUGUUCAUGUAUAAUUUUUUUGUUUUCUUUUUCUUUGUAAGAACUACUCCCAAUUGCAUUGAGGUAAUCACAAUGUAGAUUUAUCGGCCAAGUGGUGUGAAAGAUUGUAAUUGUAGGUUUCUUCAUUUAUUGAUAAUUUGAUAUCUCAAGUUCUCAACUUA
Molecule: messenger RNA, 857 nt
Organism: Humulus lupulus (European hop)
Lineage: Eukaryota; Viridiplantae; Streptophyta; Magnoliopsida; Rosales; Cannabaceae
Product: high mobility group B protein 14-like
Exons: 6
Coding region: 80-607 (175 amino acids)
Source: RefSeq, a predicted model, not a curated record